CGCCGGUAGAAACGAAUACACUUCGUAAAAGUAGGUUUUCAAAAGUUAGCAAUUUUAUUUAUGUAUAUAACAUUAAGAGGGUUUUAUCUUAAUAUCAUUAAUUUUGUUAAGGUAUAUCCUGGAGAUAAAAUUAAAGCAAUCUGGAAAUGGAAGCUAGAAAAUGUGUAUAAUAUAAAAAAAUUUUAAACAAUGUAAUAUGAUCUAUUAUACGUGAACGGUUAACGUUUUCUUGGCACAUAAGUAAAUGGAAUAAAAAUAGAAAAAAUACUGAAAAAUAUUUUUUUAAGUUUGAAUAUUCAUGUCGCAAAAAUAUGCUGUGCGAGGUGAGGUAUACAAGCCGCAUAAAAGCCAAAUUUGAAAACGGGAUAAGUAAGCGAUUAAUAUUUAUAAUGACCACAUUCAAUGUGUAGAAUAAAUAAAAAGGUGGUGAUUUGAAGCUGACAACAAUUUUCUGUUUACUGAUGUCCUUGAUCACAACAUACCAACUAAAUAUUUGUACAAUGAUAUGUACAUGAAUUUCAGAAUGUUAUCAAUGGAUUGCGCCGAAAUAUUAGGUCUCCAUUUCAAACCAACUUGUGUCACAUUGCAAUGUAAUGAAAAAAGAAAUACCAACCAUCAAGUUAUAAUAACGAGAGGAGCUGCUACGUCGACGAUUAAAACCUUUUCUAUAGAGAAUCUAGGAGAAGCUUUCUAUAAGAAUUUAGAGACCGUUGUACGUCAUCCUAAUUUUAAAUUAAGAAGACUCCAAUCAAAACUGUCUUCUGUCGCUGACACGUGCUCGAUACAAUCACCCAAUAACGGCAGUUUGGGUAGUGCUGAACCGAGUAUAUGUACUUCCAGAUCGAGCAUAUAUUCUUCCAAUGUGACGUUAUUUACAAAUAGUGUGCCUUUAACAUCAAGGGCAAAUACUACUUUAUCAUCAUAUUAUGUAUCAAAUAAGUCGUUAUUGUCACCUUCAAAAUUAGAAAGUUCCAGCCAGAAAAUGUUGGUUAUCAAAAUUAUAGAAAUUAUAAAGAAAAUAUUGCUCAUAAAAAUUUUGACCAGAAUAACAUCGACAGAAGGAUCUUAUGUAUUGAAUUCAUCGAAAGCGCCAUUAAAUUUCCUAAUAAUGAAAGUACGCAAAGUAUUAAUUGCUUUUGCGAUUUUUACUUUUGUAUUUCACUUUGAUGUUGUUUUAGCCGAUCAAGUUAUUCUGCUGGAUACGACAAGAGAAGCUACUUUGGAGUGGACUCGGUAUCCUUAUGGACCGCAAGCUCAAACACCGGGGUGGGUUGAGGAAUCAUUUACAGAUUUUGUAAAGGGUAUAAAUUGGCGAAGCUAUGUCGUUUGCGAUGUUGCAUAUAACAAUGUCAAUAAUUGGUUAUGGUCUCCUUUUAUCGACCGAGGACCUGCAAACAGAUUAUACAUUGAAAUUAAGUUUACUAUACGUGAUUGUUCCCUAUUUCCAGGAAAUGCACUCUCCUGUAAAGAAACGUUUAGCCUUUUAUUCUAUGAAUUUGAUGCUGCUACUCGAGAACCUCCGCCCUGGCAAACCGAUAGUUAUAAGUUGAUCGCACGUAUAGCUGCAGGAGAAGGCCGCUUCAAUCAAAAUUCUGACGUUGAUAUAAACACUGAAGUCAAAAGUAUUGCCGUAACAAAGAAAGGUGUUUACUUUGCAUUCCGUGAUCAAGGAGCCUGCAUAAGUGUGUUAGCAGUAAAGGUUUACUAUAUCACUUGUCCUGCAGUAACGGAAAAUUUUGCUCAUUUCAAUGAAACACCAACGGGAAGAGAAAUUACUAUAAUUGAAAAACAAAAUGGCUCCUGUAUUGAAAAUGCGGAACCAUAUGAGACACCUACAUACUUGUGUAAAGGUGAUGGCAAAUGGACAAUUCUAACUGGAGGCUGCCAAUGCAAGGUUGGAUAUGAGCCAGAUUUCAUAAAUAAAACCUGUAAUGAAUGUCCGAUAGGGAAAUUUCGUUCAAAAGAUGUUAAUAAAUGUGUACCAUGCCCACCUAAUUCAAAUGCGCUAAAUCUAGCAGCAGGAUUUUGUAAAUGCCUUCCUGGUUAUUAUCGACAUCCACACGAUGGAAAGCACAUGCCUUGCUAUAAACCGCCCGGACCUCCCACGAAUUUAACUUUGUUAUUUGUGGACCAAACAAGUGCAAUUCUAUCUUGGAAUGUGCCCAUAAGGGAGUUAUUAGAAUCAUCAUUUUCUUUGAAAAAAACUAAAUAUCGCAGUGAAAUUGUGUAUAAAGUACGAUGUCUGUCCUGCUCCUCCAACGUUGUGUUCAAUCCAGCAUCAGAUUCAUUUAAUGAAACCAAAUUAACCUUAACUAAUUUGGAACCAGUAACAACGUACACAAUUCAAAUACAUUCUCUGAACGGUAUUUCAAGCCUGAUGGAAGCGGACAAUAAUUACAACGAUUCUUCUGAAGAUAAUAAAAAUACCGCCCAAUUUGGAUCUUUCAAUGCUACACUUGAAAAUCCCUUAAUGUCUACUAAUGUAAAAUCAUCGGUUAGUUUAGUUAAAAAUCAGGCUUUCGAUCUAAAUCAAAUAAAAACUGAAUAUGCCGAAAUUACAUUCAAGACAGAGUCUGCAAUCCUGUCCACUGUAUUUAAUGUUCACGUUGUUGCGACCACAAGUAGGGAAGUAGAUUUGGUAUGGGACAAAUCUGUGCAAAGUGAUUAUCCUAUUGAAUUUUAUGAGGUGCGUUGGUUUCCCAAACCGGAGCUGGAUUCAGUUAAUAAAACUGUAUUCAAUACAAAGGAAACUAGAGCUCAUAUCGAAGGACUCACUGAAAAUACGGAAUAUGGGUUUCAAGUUCGGUGCAAAACAUUGAAUGGAUACGGCACUUACAGUAACAUUGUUUAUGCUCAAACACACCAGAGCAUGAAUUCAGGGUACGAUGACUCUAUACAUAUGCGAAUUGUUGCUGGUGCUACUGUUGCUCUUGUUUUUAUAUUAGUACUAGUGAUUGUUGCAACAGUUUUGUUCUUGCGGUCUAAAAAUCAAGAUGAACUUGACAAAAAGUCGAGCAAUCACUUGCCAUUGCCUCUGGAUUACGCUAGCAAUGAAGUUCAUGCCAUGGAUACUACGCCAAUCGUUAAAACCAUUCAAUCAAAUGUGACUACGCCUUUAUUUGGAAAUAGUCGGAGUUAUGUCGACCCUCAUACAUAUGAAGAUCCUAACCAAGCCAUCCGUGAAUUCGCACGGGAAAUCGAUGCAAAUUAUAUAACAAUUGAAGCUAUAAUAGGCGGAGGUGAGUUUGGGGAUGUGUGUCGUGGACGUUUAAAAAUUCCCCCUAAUUUUGUUCAAGAUAUUGAUGUUGCAAUAAAAACUCUAAAACCAGGUUCGUCUGAAAAAGCGCGUUGUGACUUUUUAACAGAGGCAUCGAUAAUGGGUCAAUUUGAUCAUCCCAACGUUAUAUAUCUUCAAGGAGUGGUAACUCGUUCUAACCCCGUUAUGAUUAUUACUGAAUAUAUGGAAAAUGGCAGCCUUGAUACGUUUUUACGAGUCAACGAUGGAAAAUUUCAAACAUUGCAGCUAAUUGUCAUGUUACGUGGUAUAGCCAGUGGUAUGUCUUAUCUAAGUGACAUGAAUUAUGUCCAUCGUGACUUAGCAGCUCGAAAUGUUCUUGUGAAUGCUCAACUUAUAUGUAAAAUAGCUGAUUUUGGAUUAUCUCGUGAGAUAGAAAAUGCUAGUGACGCAUACACAACUCGGGGUGGUAAAAUACCAGUUCGUUGGACAGCGCCGGAAGCUAUAGCUUUUCGUAAGUUUACAUCGGCAUCAGAUGUAUGGUCGUAUGGUGUGGUUUUAUGGGAAGUUAUGUCGUAUGGCGAACGACCUUAUUGGAACUGGUCAAACCAGGAUGUCAUAAAGAGUAUAGAAAAAGGUUACAGACUUCCGGCCCCUAUGGAUUGUCCUGAAGCAUUGUAUCAGUUAAUGCUUGAUUGCUGGCAAAAGCAACGUACUCACCGACCUACGUUUUCAAGUAUAGUAUCAACAUUGGAUAAUUUAGCCCGACAACCGCAAGCACUGCUAACAACGAGAAAUUCGCCCGAAAAUGAUGGAUCACAUAUUUUAGAGGGACAACGUGGUCACAACAUUUUUAUUAGUACAGACUUAUGGUUGGAAAACAUUAAAAUGUCCCGCUAUUCACAGCAUUUUAAUGAGGCUAAUUUGGUGACUGCCCAACAGAUAUCUCGGUUAACGGCUCAACAAUUAUCUGACAUGGGUAUAACCUUAGUCGGGCAUCAAAAAAAGAUUUUACAUCAGGCCAGACAAUUGGAUACUAUAAUUUAGGAUUAAAGAGCAUUUGAAGAUGCAUUCAGUGUAUAUACAGCAUCACUAUUAUUAAAAGUUCGUUCAAAGUAAUAAGUAUUAUAUCAGAAAAUGUCCCCAUAAACAUAAGACAUUCGUUCCAAUUAUUAUAUUUCUUUUUUAUAUAAUGCGUAAAUAUGCAUAACCCACUACAUAAAUAUAUAUAUUAGAAAUAUUUGUUCACAAAGCUUAGUUUUUAGAAAAUUUGAACUUUCACUCCGAGUUUUCUCAAUGACUGUAAUAUAAAAAAAUUUAUGUUUUUUUAAUUUGCUUACAUUAAGAAUUGCACCCCUUAUUUAAAACCGAAUUUUGGUUAUUAUAGAAACUAUGUAAUCAUGUGUAAAUAUUCGAAUAAUACAGUUAAAAUAUUGGUAAUAUUAAAACGAAUUAUUUAGAGGGUAAAGAUUUGCUGUUAGGGAACAAUUCUAAUUAGUUUUCUUGUUACUAUACGACUAACAUCUUUUAUUGGUUUCGCUCUAAAUCUAUUCGAAACAUUUUUUGUAAAGACUGUGUUAUCAUAUGAAAUACGGCUAAUAUUUUGUAGUGAGAAAUUAAUCUAUUUUAUUUCUUGAGAAGAGGUCAAUUUGAGUUUUAUCGAAAUAAACUUUACCAAACUGCUUUGAUAAGUUUAACAUUCCUAUUCCCAGUCACUAAUCAGUAAAAUACUGUUUUGCAUAACACCUGAUAUCGGUAUUGAGGUACAUUUGUUCUAAAUUUUUUUUCUCGAAUUUGUAUAAAAUUUACAAUGAUAUUCGAAUUCAGUGCGACGAUGUAAACACAACUAUAAGAGAACUAAGCCUUAUUAAAGAACCGAAUGUUAGUAAUCAAAAGACGAUUACUGGUUUGCUUGCGAAUUAGUCAUUAAAUUCGUAUACCUUCGCGCAGAUUUUCUAUUGUUCAGAACGCUAAGAAUAUAAGUGUGAAUAUAAAUUCUAUUUCACAUAUUUAUUAACAUGCAAACAAACAUAUUUUAUGAAACUUGAUCGUCAUUGUUGCUGUUGGUCAUGUAAUACAAAACACAAAUUGAAACCGUUGACGGAGUAACUUGAAUACAUUAGCCUCAAGCAUGUUGUUGUUGUUUUAGCGGUUAGCUAAUCCCCGUUAGGAUGGUAAGGGUUGUUUGUGUUGUCGUCGAGGUCAUCUAACGGUAGGCCCAAGAAACGUGCUGUUUCGGCGGGGUCGGACCAAAGGGAAGAGGGUGUUAGAUGGGUAGGGUUUGUGGGGCAUGCAAAGAGGUGGCCAGUGUCAUGCGGAGACUCGUUGCAUGCAGGACAUACAUUGGGUAUGUCGGGGUCGAUUCUGGAUAAGUAGGAGUUUAACCUGCUACAGUAUCCAGAACGAAGUUGCGCUAGGGUCACUCGCGUUGCUCGCGGCAACUGGAGCUCUUCGUCUGCAAUAGGUGGUGGUUUGACUCCAAGAACGCCAUUCACGGGAAGGGAGUCGGUGAAGGUGUUGAUGGCUCCACUGUGAAUGGCGGUCAGUGCCUGUCGAAAGUUAGUUGCGUCCGAAGUCUGGUCGGCGUACUGUUCAAUGUCGUCGACAUAGUCGAGGAAUGACCUCUUGAUGCUCCUGGGAGGCGGUUCCGCUCCAAGCAGAUGGCUGCAGGGGUGAUUCCUACGGAAACAACCAAGCAGGAACUGCCUGGAGAGGAGUUGAUUAUGCUCCUUUACAGGAAGCAUGCGCGUCUCAUUAUGGAGGUGUUCAACGGGAGACAUCAAGAGGCAUCCCGUCGUGGUCCGGAGUGCUGUAUUCUGACAGGUCUGAAGUUUCCUCAUCUGCGUACCACUGCAUCCAGGCGACCAUAUUGGUGCUGCGUAGUUGAGGACCGGCCGGCCGAUUGCCUUGUAUGUUGCCAACAACGUUUCUUUGUCUUUUCCCCAUGUGCUGCCGGCUAGCGACUUGAGAAUUUUGUUGCGGCUCUGUACCUUGGCGAUAAUCGCGGUCGUAUGGGGAGAGAAGGAGCAUAGACUAUCGAAGGUUACGCCUAAAAUCUUAGGGUUAUUGACAGUCGGAAUUUUGACGCCAUCGACUGCAAUAUUAAGUUCAAGUCUAUACUCCUUCGUCCAGUUUGUGAAUAUAGUCGCUGUGGAUUUGGUGGGUGAAAGUUGGAGGUUUCGUGCAGUGAGGAAAUGAGAAAGGUCGGAGAGGUAGCUGUUUACUUUCGAACACAUGCCAUCGAUUCCAUUGCCCGACGUCAAUAUCGUGCAGUCAUCUGCGUACGAGGUUAUGGAGACCCCCUCUGGUGGUUGAGGGAGUUUCGAGAUAUAGAAAUUAAACAGUUGCGGGGAGAGGACACCACCCUGCGGAACCCCCUGUUUAAUUCUUCUAAGUUUAGAUGUUUCACCUCGAAAUAGUACGGAUGACCGACGACCGUUCAGAUAGUUCAUGGUCCACCUAAUAAGCCCUGGAGGGAGAGUGGUUUUUUCAAUGUCCUGCAGUAGCGUUGUGUGAUUGACCGUGUCAAAAGCUUUUGACAGGUCCAACGCUACGAGGAUCGUUCUUUCGCAGGGUGGUUUCUGGUUGAGGCCACAAACUAUCUGGGCGUUUAUGACGCUAAGUGCUGUAGUGGUGCUGUGCACUUUGCGGAAACCAUGCUGGUGGCUGGCUAGGCUCAGGUGGUGAGUGAAGGUCGGGAGUAACAAGGCCUCUAGUGUCUUCACUACUGGGGAGAGGAGAGUUAUCGGUCGAUAAGAUUCCCCUUUGUUGGCGGGUUUCCCAGAUUUCAGUAGUGGGACCACUCUUCCGACUUUCCACACAUCGGGUAUUUGAAGAGUGGUGAGCGACAGGUUGAGGACCUUGGUGAGAUAUUUUACUCCCGUCGAGCCUAGAUGCUUUAACAUUAGCAUAUUGAUUCCGUCUGGGCCGAUGGAUCUGGAGGAUUUUGCCUUGUUGAUGACACCCUGAACCUCCUCAUCGGUGAAAGUAAGUGGCGCGAAGUUGUUUGGCAUUUUGCGCAGUCUUCGGUUAACACAUCUCUUGGCCUUGUCUACCGAAGGGUGCAGUGUAAACUGCCGGCUAAAGUAGCUCGCGCACUUCUUCGGGUCCGAAGAGGCAUGACCAUUGAAUUGAACUUCAACUCGGUCGUCAUGUCUCUUCGGAUUAGACAAAGCUUUGACAGUAGCCCAAAGCUUACUCACACCGGUGGAGAGGUUGCAGGACUUCAGGUGCUCUAUCCAUUUCGUCCGCUUAUGUUGAUUUACCAUUUGCCGAAUCUCCAAAUUGAGAUCCCUUAUUCGGGGAUCCCCGGGAUCGGCAUGGCGUAAGGUGUCGCGCUCAUUAGCUAGAACUGCUGCUUCGGCUGGGAAAUUGGGGCGGAUUUCCGCUAUUCUUCCAGCCGGGAUGAAGCGAGCGGUAGCUGCUGCGAUCACCUUGCGGAAUUGACGCUUGCCAACGCAUACGUCCGUAGGAAUGGGUAGAGCGUUGAAGGUGCUCUCGGUAAAUUGUGUGAAGACGACCCAAUUAGCUUUUUUAAAGUUAAUGAAGGUGCGGUUGUCCACAGAAACGAAAUCAGGAGGCUUCUCGAUCGAGAUAAUUAUGGGCAGAUGGUCUGAUGCGAGGGUUAGUAUAGGUCGCCAGGUUAUGCUAUUUAUCAGACCACCGCUAGCAAUGGUAAUAUCUGGCGAGCUAUUACAGGUGCCCGUAACACUGGUGGGGGCUUCGUCAUUCAUUGUGUAGAAUGUCGAAUCGUCAAUCUAUUCCGCCAGCUCCAUCCCCCUACGAUCAUUUGACAGGCAGGAAUGCCAAAGAUCGUGGUGCGCGUUAAAGUCGCCUAGUACCAUACGGUUUUCACCACGAAGUAGCGCACCUAUAUUCGGGUGAUAUCCUGUAGGGCAACAUGUAACUGGGGGGAUGUAUAUAUUAAAUAUUUCGAGCUCGACAUCGCCUGACCGGAUAGCUAUGCCCUGACAUUCUAGGGUAGUAUCCCUGGGGUCGAUGUCUUCUUCGAUUAAACGAUACUGCACGGUGUUGUGCAAUAUGAAGGCUAGGCCACCACCACUAUCUCGCUCGCGAUCUUUACGUAUAACGUUGAAACCUGCACAACUCAGAAGAUCUGAGCGGCUGUUUAACUUGGUUUCUUGGACCGCAGCUAUCGAUACACGUUCCCAAUUCAUAAGUGCAACUAUCUCCUCGAUCUUGCUCUGGAGUCCGUUGCAGUUAAAUUGAAGGAGUCGGGUUUGUCGCGGGUGUCCGUGGGUGAUCCUGGGGGUGAGGGAGUGUCGUGUUGGUGGUGUUUGUUGCAGCUGCAGAACCCGCAGGGGCGGUUGUCGCACUGGGGUGUUGGAUGGCGACGCCACUGUCCUGUGUUGCGGGGGCAGACUCCUGCAGCAUGGGGCAACGUAGGAUUCACUCCACUCACGUGUGGUGCGCAGGCCGGAACACGUCGUGAAGUGACACCAACCAGCGCAGGAAUUGCACUUGACUGAUAUGACAUUCCGACGUAUGACGGUCUGACACACGGAACAGACUGUGCGAGGAACCAAGAGUUGCUGAUUGGUUCUCGCACGAGGAUUGGAGCGGGAUGAAGGUUGGGGGGAGGGACAAGUCAGAGUGGGAGCUAUGUUGCCUGAUUGAGCUCCUGACCGUAGAGGUCCUCAGUUGGCCACUCUGGUUGAGUGGCGGCGCGGAGCGCGAACUAUGUGCAGAUUGCACAGCCGUAGAGGCUUGUAUCGCAGUAUUGCGCAGGCAACAUGGGGCCACGUAACGCGUGGUCCACUCCCUGUGGGUCUUAAGGCCUGAACAGGUCUUAAGAUGGCUCCAUCCAUUGCAUGUGUUACACCUGACCGAGGUGGAGUUUGGAUGGAGCCUUUUUGCGCAGACGCAGCAGAAAAAUUCCUCCGGGCCCGGGUUGGACUCAAUGCCAGCACGAGUCAGGAGGAUACGGAGCAACCCUGCUGCAAGGCGUUGCUCCAAUGACGACAAACACAAAUUAAUACUCACCGAUUCAAACGGGAUUAGAUCGCCGAAACAACAGCCCUUGGUCGGAUAAAAUCCGAGUCAAUUCCGGUGCGUAGAACCGGCUGUCUUGGGAAGCAAGCAUCUCUCUCCUCGCUAUCGCCAUAUAAAUAGGUUAUAAACAGUUUUAAUUUCUAAAAGUUAAUAAAUUCUACUGUUGUUUCUCUUGUAAUGCCAUAAAUCAUAACUUUUGAAACCGUUGAUAGUGUAACAGAACGCACACUUGAAACAUCUGAAGUGUGAGGUCGUUUUAUUAUAUAAUAAACAUAACGGUAAAUGCUGUAAACUACAACAUUCCUUAAUUUUUUUGGACGCAAUAUAAAAGAAUAAUUGGUAGCGCAGAUAAUUUUUAUGUUCACAAUUGGUAUGUGAUCCUGCCUGAAGAAUCUCUCAUAUAUCGGUUGAUAGCCACGUUAGAAUCACUUGGAAAUCUCCCGAGUUGACAGUUCUUUAACGUGUAGCAAUUCUCGUUCGUUCCGAUUAGGUAAAUUCGAUUGUGUGGAAACAGACAGUUUUAGUACUACUUUGUAUUGUAUAUGUACAUAAAUUUUUUCCAAUUCAUCUUAAUUAACUUCAAUAUUAUUGACUCAAUAUUUCCAACUCAAAUCAAACUUCAAAAAGUUAGUCGAUAUUUUUUCGUGUACUCAAUUUGUUAAUUUUGAUCAUAUUUUAGUUCUCUUAUAUAUCUUUUUUUUGUCAAACAUCAAAAAGAAAACGCAUUGUAUCAACCUACAUUACAUAGUAAUAGGAAAAAAAAUUUUUUCCUACUCUAAUGUACAUAUAAAUAUCUAUCUAUACACAUAGGCGGUAUUCAGUUUUGCAUGUUCACUUGUUAAUGUAAUGUAAAAUUGUUCAAUCAAAUUGUGAUAUAAAUCAUUUUAUUUUGUGAAUGGAACAAACUUUUUCUAAUAAGUGUUGUAGCUGUUCAUCUGAAUACUUCGUAACUACAUCGGCUUUGGCAGGCACGAGUUCGAAAAGGUAAACUGCCUUUGUAUCAUAAUUCGUAUUAAAUCUUCCUUGAAAAAGUUUGACAUAACAAAUUAAUAAAUUAAGAUACACAUAAAUUAAAUUGAUGUUAAGAAGCUAUUAUGUUGCUUAAACAAUUGAGAUUUAGUGUGUUAAACAAGAUUUCAUAAUUUUUUUUUUAAUUUAUUAUUAUUAUUUUUUUAUUUUUAUUUUAUUUUAUUAAAGCUUACAUAAUAAACAAAUUAUUAUAUAAACUAAAGUACGCAGCGCUAGCAUCAUAGGCUUUCGGCUGAUUUCAUAAUUUAUUUUCAUAUAUUUAAAAGAAAACACUGCGGUUUGAUAUAAUUUAAUUAUUUUUGACAAUUUGACCUGGUAGAAGGAUUAUGUGGGCUAAUUUAAAAAUAAUAAUUAAUAAAACUACCAUUUAUAAGAAUUAGUUACAUAAACACUUCACUAUUUUAUUCCAAGCAUAUGAAACCCCGCUAUGAAAAUCAAAAGUUAAACACAUAACAAAUAAAACUUAGAAGUCAAACAUUUAUUUUUUUUGGAAUUAAUGAAGGAAAUAUUUGCAAUAUCGACAAACUUGAAGAAAGGGGAAGGAGUAUUAAAAAGCAAUAUUUGAGUAUAGUAAAUUGAAUCGUUAAUUAUAACUGUACCCCCGUUUGAAUAUUUUUACCCCUGUAUUAAUAUGUAUAUGUCAACUUUAGAAAAUAAUAUAUAGUUCUAUAAAUGAAAUCAAGAGGUAUUGUACUCUUGUACUUUAUCGUUAGAUGAUCGAGAACAGAACGAAUAUUGCUAAUAAAAUAUAUAAAAUAAAAGCAAUACAUUUUAUAUCAUAAAGCUAA
Messenger RNA from Bactrocera dorsalis (oriental fruit fly), 11064 nucleotides. RefSeq names its product ephrin type-B receptor 1-B (gene Eph). Bases 506 to 4282 code for a protein of 1258 amino acids. The transcript is spliced from 16 exons. The record is from RefSeq and is a predicted model, not a curated record. Gene Ontology annotation, biological process: protein phosphorylation; cell surface receptor protein tyrosine kinase signaling pathway; axon guidance. Gene Ontology annotation, molecular function: ATP binding; protein binding; transmembrane-ephrin receptor activity. Lineage: Eukaryota; Metazoa; Arthropoda; Insecta; Diptera; Tephritidae. Gene Ontology annotation, cellular component: membrane; neuron projection.